AGCGAUCGGUCAAACGGAUGCCCGACGCGCGCUGCCUGUUCAAAACAAAACGGCGAAAUCAAAGCUGACCGUUUUUGGUUUUUUUUCUUUUUUAUUUUGAGAUCGUUUACCGUGCUGGCUUUCUGGCUGGCAACAAUGUAAAUACAAACACGAACAGCUAAUGCUUGAGAAUAACUAACUGAAUGACUGCUAUGCUCAGUGCAAAAAACUCGUUAAGAUAUUAAAUACACAAACACGCGACGCAUUUAAAAUGAAAGUGCCCGCGCGCGACUCAAAAUAUUCGUUCAACUUGAAAAUAUUCAAAUUACAUAACGACAAAAAAUCAUCAUCAACACACGCCUCACUGGCUGCCACGGCCAGUCCAACAACGGCCCAAAUGAUCUCGACUAAAAAAAAUUCAUGGCGCGCUUCGUGGCGUGCGGCCAUUGGAGUUAGUAACAAAACCAAAUCCAGCCACCACAACAAAAAUAAUAAUAACAAUAAUGUUAAUGUUAAAGAUGACAACUUGAAUGAUAACUGUUUAAGUGAAUCAUGCCUACAGCCCGCCAAACACAUCCCUAAUAUUGAUGAGUUGAUGUCAAUGCCAUGGUUUGGCAUGGAUAUUGGCGGAACACUCACAAAAUUGGUUUAUUUCGAGCCGAAGGAUAUAACGCCCGAUGAACAGGAUUGCGAGGCGGGUAUCUUACGUAAUAUCCGAAGGUAUUUAACUAAAAACUCGGCAUAUGGUAAAACAGGACACCGCGACACGCACUUGCAGAUGGACAAUGUUGAGAUUCGAAAGCGACGAGGCUCUCUGCAUUUCAUCCGCUUUCAGACCACAGACAUGGGUAAUUUUCUGUCACUGGCCAAGCAAAAGGGUAUGGCCGAGCUGGUGACCACGGUCUGUGCUACGGGCGGCGGUGCGUUUAAGUUUGAAAAGGAUUUUCGAGAUCAAGUCAAUAUGAAGCUGGCCAAGUUCGAUGAGCUGGACACACUGAUUAAGGGCAUACUCUUUGCCGAUAUGCACAAUGUUACUGAAUGCUAUUAUUACGAGAAUGCCAGAGAAAUUAUUAAGACAGAGAAGCGUGCGUUUAAUUUCUCACAGCCGUUUCCCUUUAUCUUGGUUAAUGUCGGCUCUGGCGUAUCCAUCCUGGCCGUCUACGGGCCAGACAACUACAAACGGAUUUCCGGCACUAGUUUGGGAGGUGGUACAUUCCUAGGCCUGUGCUGCCUGCUUACUGGUUGCACAACAUUUGAAGAAGCCAUUCAAUUGGCUACAAAGGGUGACAAUCGAAAAGUAGAUAAAUUAGUCAAGGACAUCUACGGCGGCGACUACAAUCGAUUUGGCUUGACAGGAGAUCUAGUGGCCUCAAGCUUUGGUCAGAUGCACAUAAACGACAAACGCUCUUCGGUAUCUAGGGAGGAUCUCGCAAAUGCUACGCUAGUCACAAUUACAAACAAUAUUGGCUCAAUUGCGCGAAUGUGCGCUCUGAAUGAAAAGAUCGACAAAGUCGUCUUUGUGGGCAACUUUCUGCGCGUGAAUCCCAUUUCAAUGAAAUUGCUUGCCUACGCUAUGGAGUUCUGGUCCAAUGGCACCAUGAAGGGCCUGUUUUUGGAACAUGAAGGCUACUUCGGUGCCUUGGGUUGCCUACUGCAGUUUAAUGGGGAACUAGCCGCAGCGCUUAACGAGAGUCUGGAUCAUUCGCCGCCACCAAACACAACGCCACAACAAUGUGUCGCGGAGCCGUCCAAAGAAACAGCAAGCUCAGCAGAUAAGCCAAAUGAUAGCACAACCAGAUAGUCACUUCGCUUAAAUUGAGUAUCAAAUACUGUAUCAUAUAAAUAACUUAUGCAUCUUAAACAAUAAUAUUGAAACUGAACAAAAGGGGUUGACAAAUUGAUGCAUUUUCUCCCUAUUAACAAUACUUUUUGCACUUGGAUUAAGUUUACACUUGUAGAAGAUGCACAAAUUGUAAAUGAAUGAAAACCACAAAUAAUGAAAAUUGAUAAUUGAUAACUGAAUUGAUGAAGUGCCUGUUAAAACGCAACAAAAUUAAGGCUUCAAUUUAUGAUAAAUAAUAAUAUGAUAAUAUACAUAAAUUGAAUACAAUUGAAAGCCACACGCAAUUUUUCGAACGUUAUUAUUGGACGCCAGGUAGUUCUAUAAAUUUGUUUUCCAAAAUCAUAAGUUUAAGCACACAUACUAUAUAUUAAAGUAUUACCAUAUACUUGAACGCAUAAACAGGCUUCUCUUAAACUAUUUUAA
Molecule: messenger RNA, 2245 nt
Organism: Drosophila hydei
Lineage: Eukaryota; Metazoa; Arthropoda; Insecta; Diptera; Drosophilidae
Gene: fbl
Product: pantothenate kinase 3
Exons: 7
Coding region: 251-1780 (509 amino acids)
Biological process (GO): coenzyme A biosynthetic process
Cellular component (GO): cytosol; nucleus
Molecular function (GO): pantothenate kinase activity; ATP binding
Source: RefSeq, a predicted model, not a curated record